GGUCCGUGCGGAAACAGGAAGCUGCAAGGCUGCUGGACCGUGUUCGGAGGGCGUGUAACUUGUUGGGGCCCUUGCAGGGGGUGCUGUGGUUUCGGAUCUGUUCUGUGUCGUGCUGAGCCGCCCAGUGCAAAUUCUCUCUCUGACACAGGAUAAAAUACUGGAAGAGGAACAAGUGGCUGCUCUUAGGUUUUCUACUUUCCUUCCAAGGAAGGCAGGCUCAUAUCUACCUUCCCUGGGGGUAGGAAAGUCUUCAGUGCUCCUAAUGGCUUGUGUCCAGCAGGUUUCCUUUAGCUGUGUUGGAAAAUGAGGAAACAGCUCUGCUCUGAGGUUGUCUUAAGGGUACAUGGCUAAGACCUGAACAGCAUCUGCAUCUUACCCAGGAUUCCUCUUUCCUCCUGGUGAAUUCUUGAUGGAUCUGAAUCUUGGUUGCUGGCAGCUCCUCAGCAGGAGAAAUGGCUACUAUCAGAUUGGGGUUUGGAAGACUGAAUUUUUAUCUGUUAAAGAGGAGGAGUUUCUUGCUGUUGAAACUCAUAGCUGUUGUCUUUGCUGUGCUUCUAUUUUGUGAAUUUUUAAUCUAUUACUUAGUGAUCUUUCAGUGUAAUUGGCCUAAGGUAAAAACUUCAGCCUACGACAGUGAACAAGAGACUCAUGAAACUGUCCUGAAAGCCAUGUUUCUGGCUGAUACCCACUUGCUUGGGGAAGUAAGAGGCCACUGGCUAGACAAAUUACGAAGAGAAUGGCAAAUGGAGAGAGCCUUCCAGACAGCUCUGUGGUUGUUGCAGCCGGAAGUUGUCUUCAUUUUGGGGGACAUCUUUGAUGAAGGGAAGUGGAGCUCCUCUCAGGCCUGGGCGGAUGAUGUGGUGAGGUUUCAGAAGAUGUUUAGGCACCCGCCCCAUGUGCAGCUGAAGGUGGUUGCUGGGAACCAUGACAUUGGCUUCCACUACCAGAUGGACACAUAUAGAAUAAAACGAUUUGAGAAAGUUUUCAACCCUGAAAGGCUGUUUUCAUGGAAAGGAAUUAAUUUUGUGAUGGUCAACAGUGUUGCAUUGGAAGGGGAUGGCUGCAACAUUUGCUCUGAAGCAGAAGCUGAACUCAUGGAAAUUUCUCACAAACUGAAUUGCUCCCGAGAGGUUAAUGGACUGAUACCUGACCAGAAACAGCGCUCUAGCCACUGUGAGAACAGGCAGCUGCAGCUGGCAUCAGCCCCAGUCCUUCUGCAGCAUUUUCCACUUUACCGGAGAAGUGAUGCUAACUGUUCUGGGGAGGACGCUGCACCUCCAGAAGAAAGGAGCAUUCCCUUUAAGGAGAGAUAUGACGUGCUUUCUCAGGAGGCCUCACAAAAGUUGCUGUGGUGGCUCCAGCCUCGCCUGGUCCUGAGCGGCCACACCCACAGCGCCUGCGAGGUGCUCCAUGGGGCAGGAAUCCCUGAGCUCAGUGUGCCCUCUUUCAGUUGGAGGAACAGAAACAACCCCAGUUUCAUCAUGGGCAGCAUGACACCCACAAAGUAUGCCCUGGCCAAGUGCUACCUUCCCCAUGAGGACACAGUUCUGAUCACAUACUGUGGGGCAGCUGGGUUCCUUGUGGUCAUUAUGUUAGUUGACCUUGGACUUCUAGCCUCACCUUUUCUUCUUGGUUGUAAGCUGCUCAGAAAAUUUAAGACAGUGUGAAGAGCAGGAGACUUUUUGCAUGUAGUAAUAAAUAUCAGAGCCAAAGAAACUGAACAUCAGGCAGUGCUCAUGUGAGAUGAGACUAAAAUAGACUCUUUAUGCACAUCAUAAAAUUCUAAAUUGUUGGUGCAAAUUACUGCAGAAUAAAUAGUUGAUUGUACUGUUUUCAUGCUAUAAAAAUGGAACAUGUAUUCGAUGA
Messenger RNA from Phyllostomus hastatus (greater spear-nosed bat), 1866 nucleotides. It is a transcript of the gene MPPE1, whose product is annotated as metallophosphoesterase 1. The coding region runs from base 453 to 1667 and encodes 404 amino acids. The record is from RefSeq and is a predicted model, not a curated record. Gene Ontology annotation, cellular component: endoplasmic reticulum-Golgi intermediate compartment. Gene Ontology annotation, biological process: GPI anchor biosynthetic process; endoplasmic reticulum to Golgi vesicle-mediated transport. The transcript is spliced from 11 exons. NCBI's taxonomy places the organism in Eukaryota, Metazoa, Chordata, Mammalia, Chiroptera, Phyllostomidae. Gene Ontology annotation, molecular function: phosphoric diester hydrolase activity.